Thalassophryne amazonica is the source of this 948-nucleotide messenger RNA. Its product is annotated as mitogen-activated protein kinase 7-like. The record is from RefSeq and is a predicted model, not a curated record. Lineage: Eukaryota; Metazoa; Chordata; Actinopteri; Batrachoidiformes; Batrachoididae. Bases 80 to 895 code for a protein of 271 amino acids. The transcript has 3 exons.
AGGGGAAGAGCAGAGCUCUAGUGGCAAAAAGGUAGUAAGGGUUGUGAGAAGAGUAGUUAGGCGUGUUGUGCCUCCUGGGAUGGAAGAGCAGAACCACCCUGGUAGUUCUGAAUCUGUCAGAGCUGCUCCUGCAAAAAGCAAACUGGUUUCUGAGGAGGAGAAGGAUGACCUUUCUAUGGGGCUAACGAGUUUAAUGGGAAGAGGAAGAACUAAGGAGCACCGACCUCGCAUCCGGGCCCAGGACCGAAAAGAAGAGCUGAAAGAUGAGGCGAAGCAGGAUGAGGAAAAAAAGGUGGAGGAGGAAGAGGAAAAACCUACCUCAGAAAACCCAGUGGAAGCCACACCUGAACUGUCACACCCCAUUCCAACAAAGUCCAACCCGUUAAUCCCUCCUGCUGGGUUCAUCCCUGUUCCCAAACCUGACCCUUUGGCUCCUCCUCCUGGGUUCAUCCCUGUUCCCAAGCAAACUCUGCUCACACCUCCACCUGGUUUUAUACCCGCCAAAAAAUCCAGUCCAGUGCUCACAAAACAGAAUCCACUGGCAAGACCUGUGGGCUUCAUCCCUGUACCCAAAACAGACCUGCUGGCUCCUCCUGCAGGGUUCAUCCCAAAGCAUCGUGCUGUUGGGAUUAAGAAACCAGAGGUUCCAGAGUUGAUCCCCGCUGAGGAAGACUCCAAAAACGUGAAGAGGAUUUUCACUGUUGACAACUAUGAUUCCAAGUCUGUUCCUGACCCUGUGGCCAUUCUUCAAGCAGCACACUCUGCAGCUAAGGUCUGGCCUGCCUCUUGUUGUGACUGUAACCUCUUGGGCUCUUGCUUACAUCUGGAGCAUAGCAGUGCACAACAUGGUGCAAGUGGCAUUGCUACUUUCCAACUUGCACAGUUGUCAUUUUAACCCACUUUGUUUAAUGAGUGAAUGUACUCGUACCCAUCCCUGUGCCACAAGGG